AUGGUGACUCAAAAUCUUCAGUGGAAGAAAAACAGGAAUCUUUACUCAAUGUUACUCUUAGAUCAAAUUUUAAACAGAAAGUUAGGUAAACCAUUUAUCAAGAUGCCUACAGAUGAAUCCUUGCCCAUGCUUGCUCCAGCAGAAGUGAAAGCUUAGCUAUCUGAAAAAUUUAAGAAGUUUUCAUCAAAACUUAAUUGUGAAAAUGCUUAGGAAAAGCUUUUGUAAGAAGAUGAAAUUAUUCCAAAAUAUGAAUACACUCCUCCAGUUAAUAAUCAAAAAUUUAAGAAUUAAACUACUAACACAAGUGUUAGAGUGGACAUACCUAGACCUUAAUCUUCAAUCGUUUAGACUUAGUAAAAAUAGCCAAUCCAAUAAAAGUCACAAUCAAUGUCAAUCUCAGCAUAACUUAGUCCUAAGAUAUAAUAAAAUGUGAGCUAGCUAAAAUGUCAAGAUUCAUCAACUUCAUUAAUACAAAUAGAUCAGCCUCAUGCUUAAAAUCUAAAUACAAUUAAAUCCAUUUUAAAGCAUACAGCCUAGCAAGAAAAUAAAAAGAAAGCCCAUAAAUUUGUAAUGUCUCCUAAAACUCAGAGACCUCAAUCAAAAAAUUUAAGAUUCCAAGCAUAGAAUAAUAUAGAGGACUCUGUUGAUUUUGAUAGAUAAAUGGCAUCUGAUAUGGGUACCUUCAAGAUAAGAUUUGAUGACGAUGCUUAAAAAGAUGAUCUUUCUAAUUAUAAUAAUUAUCAGGCAAGAAUUGAUACUACAGGUGGCGAGAUAGCUCACAUGCCAAACAAUGAGUUGCAAAGUUAAGUUAUAAAGCUUAAGACAGACAAUGAAAUUCUGAAUAUUACAAUGAAACACUUGAAAUAGGAAAUGAAUAUGAAGAGUGAAGUUAUAAGAAAGCAAACUUAAGAAAUGCAAGAAUUAAGGCAGAUGAUUCUAGAUUUAUAGGCUGAAAACUAAAGACUUAAAAACUAAGAAUAGAUAUCAAAGCUUACUUCUAACUCUGCUAACAACAAAGAAAACCAUUAAAAUUACCAUAGCUAAAGAAUGCUAUCUCCUACCAAAAUUAUCUAAUCUUCUGCUGAUUUAAACAAUAGAUAAAUAAGUGAAGAAGUUGAUAAGUUCAAUCCAUUCAGAUCCAGGACCUUUGCCUAUCAAAAUGAUGUUGCCUAGAUUUACAACUUGAGACAAGACUUAUCAAAGAAGGGUCUCUUCCAAAAUGAAUACACAUAAAAACCAAACACUUAGGAUCACUUCAAAUAAAAUUCAUAGCCACUUUAUAAUAAGACUGAGAUCAGCAAUGCUAAAAUCAGUAAACCUUAUAAAUACAAAAAAGAUUACAAGAGAGUAAAGAAAAUGGUCGAAAGUGAUUCAGAGUCUAACACAGAUGAUGAUAGUUAAAUUAAGAAAAUAAUUCACACCAACGAGAGACAACUGCAAAGCUUUGAUGAUGAAUUUAAUAAAAUAUUUAACAACUUUAACUCAAACUUUUACAAAAGCAAGCAAGAGUAGAUAGCUUAGAAUUUAGGGUUGGAGGGAGAAUUGGCUUCCUAAACUAAAGCCAAACGUGAUGGUACAAUCCUAAGAUCCAAGAAAUAGAUUGUUGAAGACUAUGACUCACACUCAAUCUUACUUGGCAUUCCAUUCACUAUGAUCUAUCAUAUUUUCAAUAAUCAACCAUAAGUUUGGAAUUACGGUCUGAAGACUGCUCCCUAUAGAAAAUUCGCUAUAUAAUACUUGAAGACUAUUGGUAAUUAAUAUCUUUUGAAUCUUAUUUUUAGCGAUCGAAGAUCACCCAUAUAUGAUACAAGAAGAAAUUCGUUUGAGCUUAGACAAAUCAUCAAAGAGACAAACUAAAAUCAUUCAAAGACGCUUGAUGGUAAAGCUCAUAAGACCUUAACAGAGGAAGAGAUUCUAAAUGAAAAGAAAGGGGGAAACAUACUUUGA
Stylonychia lemnae is the source of this 1947-nucleotide messenger RNA. The record is from the annotation of a GenBank genome assembly. NCBI's taxonomy places the organism in Eukaryota, Ciliophora, Spirotrichea, Sporadotrichida, Oxytrichidae.